AUGGAGCAGAUUGAGACGCAGGUCAGCGACUUGCGCUACUUGACCCAAGCACCCGUCCCUCUGCCGCCCGACCGCGACCGCGCUCACACUUCCGCUGGCUAUUCUCCACACAAUCACUCUGUCCAUUCCCCCCUUUCCGCGACCCCCGGAGACAAUUCCGCACAACAACCAGGGCCCUCGAGAGGCCCAACUGCCGCCGGCACGCCUGGUUCGAGCUCUGUAUCUGGUUCCAAGAGGAAGUCGGAGGACGAGAGCAAUGCUGCCAGGCAGCAGAGAAGCAAGAGGAACCGGAUCAAGUGCAAUGGCGAGACUCCUUGCCAACGAUGCGGCAACCUCAACCUGGCGUGUCUUUACGCCCCCAACUGCUGCUCCAACAAUUUCAAGGACUCGGACGAGUACAAGACGAUGACGGCGCAGAUGAUGCGCCUGCAGGAGCAGGUUGAUGCCCUUCACCAAAACAUGAACGCCCUCCGCUCCGAAACCCUGCGUCUGGCCCCCAUCCAGGACAAAGUAUUACCUUUCCCCUCCAGCACAGCCCAGGCCUUCCCCGCAAGCUCGCUUUCUCCCCUCCACCGGCCUGAGUUGACCCAACCCAAGCAGGCUUCCUUCCGCGGCCCUACCAGCAUGGCAUUUAGUCUCGAUGUCGCCAACACCACCAUCCAUAACAUGGGCUACAAGGGCAUAGGGGAUGGCGAUGACCAGAGCACGGCCUUGGGGGUUCCCGAAGACAGUCCUUUUCGCAUGGCUCCUCAUGAGGGGCAGGUCGACCCGUUAUGGGACUUCGGCAGGGAUGAGAUGAUUCGCCUGUGCCGCUUGCAUGAGGAGGAGGUUGGCAUCAUGUAUCCUGUCAUGAAGAUCCAAUCUGUCAUCGAACAUGUCCGCCACCUGACGGCUUACAUGGAAUCGGCCAGGAAGCAGGGCCUCACACCAAGCCUCAACGAUGAGAAGACGCUCCAGCUCAAGAUUGUCAUGAGCUGCGCCUUGGUCGUAGAAGAGCACGGUCACAGCGAAAAGGCAUGCAAGCUGAUCGACAGCAUGGAGGCCGUACUCAACCGCAAGCUCAUGGUCGAGCCAGUCGACUUUGUGAGCCUUCCGGCGCUGCUUCUUCUUGCCGGCUAUAGAUUCCUGGCCAACGAGGAGAUUCUCGCGUGGAGAGUCAUGGGUCAGGUUACGAGGUUAUGCCUGGAGAUGGGCAUCCACAGGACAACUGGCAUUGCCAAGAUCCAGAACGAAGAGGACAGAAAAAAUGCCUUGAACAGCUUCUGGUCAGCCUACGUGCUGGAUAGAAGAUGGGCUUUUAACACGGGCCUGCCAUUUGUUGUCACUGAUGAGGAGAUCGACCCGGAUCUGCCCAUGCCCGAAGAACAUCCGUAUCUCGUUGCUAUGAUCACCUACUCGAGGCUGGGUGCCAAGGUUUGGCGCCAGGUCGCUCACUUCGGCCCCGUCUUGGCCCGCGAGCUUCGAUACGAAGACAUGGAACAGCUAGAUCAGGAGAUCCUGCAGUGGUAUGAGCAUGUACCUGAAGAGGUCAAGCUUCGCAACUGGGACAAGGAGAAGCAAAUGACGACCACGCCGUCAUACAAUUUGCAGCGACUACGCGUCUGGACAUACCUUCGUUACAAUCAGAUCCGCAUUUGGCUGUACACACCAAUUCUUCACAGUGCCACGAGCAUCAUGAGCCACUUUGUCCAGGCUCAACGCGUCGUCGAUCUCGCAAAGGAUACGAUUCGCUAUCUCAGCCACCUCAACAGCACCACGAACCUGUACCGCAAGAUCCAGGUUUUCUACCAUCAGUUUCUCACAUCGGCCAUAUCAGUUCUCUUUCUGGCCUCUGUCCAUGCGCCAGUGAGGUUCAGUCCUAUUUGCCGCGAGGAGUUCUACAUGGGGCUGGAGCUUGUCAAGGACCUUUCGGCCAAAAGCUGGGUUUCGCAGCGGUUAUGGCGCACAAUCAGUUCGCUAAAGGAAGUGGCUCCGAGCAUCGGCCUGCGCAAUCAGCCGGACGAGGAUGCCCACAGCUCUGCGGCCCUGACGAUGGCCGGCCUGGCCAGCGGACGCAUGUCGACCAGUCCAGCGACUAUUGCCCCUUUCGGACGUUCUUCCCUCUCGACAACGCCCACGAUUCCUCAACACCAGGCACCAAACAUGGAGACGGCACAGUCACCAAACAACGGAGUUCGUAUUCAAAACGAAAUGAGUCGCAUCUUCGAGGGCUACAUGGGGCUCAACGGCUUCGCCUCCGGGGGAGAGGAUGGCUUUGGAGGGCAGCAGCCGAGCACCAGUUUGCCCCCAACAACGGCUGGGGUUUCGAAUCCGUAUGUCGACAACGUCUUCUUCCAUUUCAGGGAGAUGUUUUAG
Messenger RNA from Colletotrichum higginsianum IMI 349063, 2355 nucleotides. RefSeq names its product Casein kinase II subunit beta. Gene Ontology annotation, biological process: DNA-templated transcription; positive regulation of transcription from RNA polymerase II promoter by galactose. The coding region runs from base 1 to 2355 and encodes 784 amino acids. Gene Ontology annotation, cellular component: nucleus. The transcript has 4 exons. Gene Ontology annotation, molecular function: zinc ion binding; DNA-binding transcription factor activity, RNA polymerase II-specific; RNA polymerase II cis-regulatory region sequence-specific DNA binding. The record is from RefSeq and is a predicted model, not a curated record. Lineage: Eukaryota; Fungi; Ascomycota; Sordariomycetes; Glomerellales; Glomerellaceae.